Molecule: messenger RNA, 1190 nt
Organism: Orussus abietinus
Lineage: Eukaryota; Metazoa; Arthropoda; Insecta; Hymenoptera; Orussidae
Product: ubiquitin-conjugating enzyme E2 S
Exons: 5
Coding region: 187-828 (213 amino acids)
Source: RefSeq, a predicted model, not a curated record
AGUGACUGGGGUGGAGAUUACCAACGUUCGCUCUCAUGCGAUUGGCCGACGAUUCAAAAUGUUGGUUAACGCAAGUGAUGCCGUGCCGAUGUUGUGACGUUAAGGAUUUUAUUGUGGCACAGCGCUGAUCGGCCGCGUCCUACGGACGGUUUUCGGACACGAGAUUUCAUUCUAAAUUCGGCGAACAUGGCGGCUGUGAGUUCGAUCUCGAAUGUCGAGAAUUUGUCGCCUCAGAUCAUACGCAGGGUGGCCAAGGAGAUGACAGAAUUGUCCACCCAGCCACCGGAAGGCAUUCGAGUUAUCAUCAACGAGGAAGACGUUACCGAUAUUCAAGCUGUCAUCGAAGGACCUGGUGGAACUCCUUACACCAAUGGUUUCUUUAGAGUUAAACUUACCCUGGCAAAAGAUUUCCCCCAGUCACCACCGAAAGCAUUUUUCCUUACAAAAAUCUUUCAUCCCAAUGUUGCAAAAAAUGGGGAAAUAUGUGUGAAUACUCUAAAGAAGGAUUGGACAUCGGAUCAGGGAAUUAAACAUAUAUUAUUGACAAUAAAGUGUUUACUGAUAGUACCAAACGCCGAAUCGGCAUUAAACGAAGAAGCUGGAAAAUUACUUUUAGAAAGGUAUGACGACUACUACGAGCGAGCAAAGAUGAUGACAGAAAUCCAUGCACAGGGAGGUGGGAAAGGCAGUAAAGCUGGUCUUGUUGAAAGCUGCACAUCCUCUGAAAUUGCAGGACCAUUACCGAAAAAACAUGCAGGAGACAAAAAGUUGACAGCAGAGAAGAAGAAGAUGUUAAAAGAUAAGAAGAGAACGCUCAAACGAUUAUAAGAAGUACCCCGACCAUCAUCCUCCUUUUUUUUUUUUCUAUAAUUUAAAACUGGUGUGGUUAAGAAUGUCUCAUAUUGUACACAGUAACUUCAUAGUAAAAAAUUUAUUACCUAAAAAUGAUGACUGAUCUUAUCAUUAAGUAUUUAGCAAAUUAUAAUACUAGUAUCUCAGAGUAAAAAUAUGACCGAGUUCAAAGUGCAAGUCCAUCUUUACUGUCAUUGGUGAAGUUGGCAGUCAUCGGACAAUCUUGUCCAUUCUUGUUACCUCUGCACUGGCACAUAUUUUUGCGUACAUGUACAAAAUAAUAUAUGUAACGAUGAAUUAGAUGAUUAUUUAAGCAAAAUAAACGUUUUCUCGUACUA